AAGCUAGGCAUGGGGGGAAUUUCUAGAGGACUAAUUUCCAGUUUUGUCUGAGAGUUCAUGGAAUUCAGUGGAUCACCAUCCAAAAUCUUGGUCUGGCUUGUAUAUGCCAGCAGUAGCAAAUAAAAUGAAUGGAAACAGGACCAACACCAAUUUGAUCCGGCAUGAAAGCAGUCUGUUCUCUAGCUCAUUGUCAGAAAUAUUUAGUAGAAAGCAUAAGAUAUUGUCCAGUUUUCACUUAGGAUCUCAGGGAAUGUUGGAUUUCCUGGUAGUUCUCCAUCACACACUGUGGAAAUUGCUUCUCACAACAUUUUCUCACAACAUUUUCUCACAUGCUGAUGGAAACAAUGGUGUGGUAUACUCGCCCGAGUCUAUGCAUGACUCCAAAGAUCCCUGUUGUUCGCAGUUUUGUAUACUGAUGUCUCCAAAUGUAAUUUCCUUCCUUCUCAAGGAGAGAGAGAGAAAUGUCAUAUUAUAAGUAUUCUGGUAAUUGAAUUUUUAAACUUCAUUCUUUUUUCUUUUUCUUUUUUUCUUUAUUUUGUAAAGAAACAUUUUUUUAAUAAUAAAUGUAUGAUUCUUUU
Rubroshorea leprosula is the source of this 578-nucleotide messenger RNA. The record is from the annotation of a GenBank genome assembly. NCBI's taxonomy places the organism in Eukaryota, Viridiplantae, Streptophyta, Magnoliopsida, Malvales, Dipterocarpaceae.